AUGACGAUAACGGGGACAGUCAUAGAGAUGCCGGAAGCCACCUUAGACCUGGUCGGCCUCUUGGUCUGUCUAGCUCAGUGUCCUCAGACAGAAUUCCAGGCAGGUCUUUCCCAGAGACCCUUCCUGGGUGAGUUGCAUCCUCGGUCCCUGAGCCAAACCCUCAGCCUUCAGGUGUCUCCAGAGCUGCCAUCUGAGAUGUUUCCAUCUAGCUCCCAGGCAUGCGGUAGCACCAAGAAUGGCUGCUUGCCCUUCGGCAGCUAUUUUUCUUUCUCGGGGACAGGAGACCCAGAGAACCUCCAGUUGCCCCAAGGGAAGCCAUGGGGUGACUCCCCAUACUCGGGAGGCUUCUUGCAAGAUGCACCGCCUGGGGUGGAAGCCUUGGAUGUGUUCACUCACCCCAGAGGAGCUCAGAAACCCCAGAAGAGGAGAAUCCCAAUGAAGACACGCCGUUCCCCGAAGAAUACGCUGGUCCUGGGACUGGAAGGCAUCUUGGCUGUGUCCUCCCUGACAGCUCCUUGGAACGGUGCGCCGAAAUUCAUCACAUCCUUCCAAGAUAGUUGCUAUCAGGUUUCGUUCAAGCUGAGGCCGCACAUCCGUGAAUUCUUGGAAACGCUUGCCAAGAGCUAUGAGGUCUUCGUGUUCACCACAGCCAAACAAGAUUAUGCGGAUAAAAUUCUGGCGGCCCUUGGGCCACACCGGAAGUUGAUCAGGCACGAGCUGUACCAAGAGGACUGCAUGUGCCGGUACGGCUCCUACGUCAAGGACCUGUCGGUACUGGAGAGGGACCUGGGCAAGACAAUGGCGGUCGCGACUCACCAGGAAGCAUUCCCCUACCAGACAUCCAAUGUGCUUGUGCUCCCUCGAUGGCUGGGCAAUCCUCAGGAUAAAGAACUGCUCAGCCUGAUCCCGGUGCUAGAGAAGCUCAGCCAGGCGGUUGAUGUUCGUGCAGAAAUAGAGAUGAUCAUGACAAAAUGAUGGCCAUGGCAUCCUCUUCCGUUAUGAAUAACCCGUUCCCAAAGUUGCAAACCCUAAGACAUGACCUAGCACAGAUAUUUUGGGCUAGCUGUCCUGACAGCGUUGCUGCAAUUCUUAUUAACCGAGGGUCAGGUCACUCUGAGUUCAGUACCUCCCUUAGGCAAUGGCCAUUACUUCAGGGGAGCAGAUGCCGCCACAACCCUUGCCCUUACGGACUGGGGUGUCCCUCCAAGUGGGGUGGAGGGCACUGCAGUUCCAUCUGACACAGAAUGCAUUUUUCUGCCCUUCGCAGUGUACUGUGACGCCUGACUUGGACUGUGGGCAGUGAAGACUCUUCCUCUUUCCUCAAUCCAUCCCUUGCGGUUUUGCCGUCUCUGAACAAAACAGACAAUCCCCCCACACCCCGUUUUUUUGUCCUGACUUCUCCAAGGCCACCAUA
This is a messenger RNA of Varanus komodoensis (Komodo dragon), 1414 nucleotides long. RefSeq names its product CTD small phosphatase-like protein 3. The coding region runs from base 1 to 975 and encodes 324 amino acids. The record is from RefSeq and is a predicted model, not a curated record. Lineage: Eukaryota; Metazoa; Chordata; Lepidosauria; Squamata; Varanidae. Gene Ontology annotation, molecular function: phosphoprotein phosphatase activity. The transcript has 10 exons.